GUACAAGUUGAAUUCGAUCUAGGGUUUUUCCAUACAGUAACAACAGUGUACUACGCAAAACUGUCAUGGAGUCGGACUACCAGAUCAUCAGGGAGCUGGGGAAGGGGGCGUUUGGAACAGUGUACCUCAUCAAACACAAAAGAGCACAGGAAUGGUUCGCCCUGAAAACUGUGGAUUUGUCAAAAGCCAACACCGAAGAGAGGGCCAGUGCCGAGAAGGAGGCCAAUCUGAUGCGAGAGUUGGACCAUGAUCACGUGGUGCGUUACGUGGCCUCGACCUUCAACGGGUCCACCCUCUUCAUCUUCACGGAGUACUGCGAGGGCGGGGAUCUGUCCCACUUCCUGGAAGACUCCAGCGGGAAACUGCCGGAAGACUUGAUCGUGUGUUGGGUGUAUCAGACAGCAGAGGCCUUGAAGUACCUGCAUCAGCGAAAGAUCCUCCACAGAGACCUUAAACCUCAGAACAUCUACUUGAGUGGCGAAGGGGACGUUAAACUUGGGGACCUCGGUAUUGCAAGGAUUCUGGACAAAGGAGCUGACAUGGCGUCCACAAUGGCAGGGACCCCGUGCUACAUGAGUCCCGAGAUAUUUCAGAUGAAGGGCUACAACCACAAGACUGACAUCUGGAGUUUCGGCUGUGUGGUGUACGAGAUGGCAGCGGGAGAGCGGGCGUUUGAUGCCCCUAUCAUACAAUUCCUCAUCUUCAAAGUGGUGGCUGGGAUAGUCCCUCCAAUUCAUGGUGACUACAGUAAUGAAUUGCGUCAGCUGGUGAAGUCGAUGAUGGCCAAAGACCCAGAUGACCGUCCCAGUGCUGCAGAUCUGCUAAACCGUAGCCCAGUCAAGGAAUUCAGAGAAAGUCCUCAAAGGCCUAAGAAAAUUAUGGAAAGCAAAGGAUUUAGGACCAAGUGGGGGACAUGUGAGUCAACGGUCGACGUGGCGAAGAUGUUUAAGGCCAUGAUGUUGAAUCCUGCCCCACCCUUCAGAGAGGGCGACAUACGCAUCCCUGCAGAUUCUCUCCAACUACACAGAGAAAGACUCGGUCUCACCGGAGUGGCUGAAGCUGCACAGGCCACCGGAGGCGGAGCGGCAGGAAUAUAUGGGACCAUUAUGGCUCCAAAACAAAAGGCCAAGCAGAAAGUUGCCGACAAGAAAAUAGAGGUGACCCUGAAACCCGAAAAGUCGAGGACAGAGAUGUCCGAAGGAAGAGCCGCCAUCAUGAAUGCAGUGGUGCGGGGCCUGAUGGGAAAGAUGGUGUCGACGGAUGUGAGCCAGGACAGAACAGUCCGCGAUUCUUUCUCGAGCUCGUCUUCUUCAGAAUCGGACAUGGACACCACACUUGGCGCCAGUAAAGGAGCCACCGACAAGAAAGCAAUAGAGGCUCAAUUCCUCAUGCGACAAAUACAGGUGUUGCAGAGACACUGUGCCGAAGGGUUGGGGCAGAGUACCUUGACGAAUGCUUACUCCAUCCUGGAGUCGGUGACCGACGCUGGCCAACUGAAGGCCCGCCUCGUGAAGUUGAUUGGGGAGGAUAAGUUCCGGCAAUAUGGCGAGAAGAUCAUGUACUUGCGUCUGUUCGAAGUCGGAUUAGACAAGGUCCAAUCUCAGAUGGGAAAGUAACUCCUUAUAGAAUAAUAAAAGUUCAGUACAACUGAUGACAACGGACAUGAGGAGCAUAGGAACUCUGCCAACCGGUCAACUGUACGUACGACCUCUCGUGACGGAAUGCUGCGGGUAGUAUUCACAAACACUGGUGACGGAAAGCUGCGGGUAUUAUUCACAAACACUCGUGACACAGGAGGCACGUGGCACCGACUCGGGCGACUGGGGCAUCGUGAAUACUCUUAUUAUUUUGAUGUAACAAUUUACAAUGCAAACAGAAUGUGUCUUCACCAGCUAAACUGAAACUAAAUAGAAAAUGUCUGUCUUUGUUAAAUUCUUAUUUGAAAUAUCGCUUCUGGACCAUCGCUGAUCCCCAUGCUUGUACAGAAGCAGUAGCAUGGUUAAAUUACCGUUAUGUGCGGGCUUAGCGGGAGUAAAACCGGCCCAGUAUAACUGCGAGUGUAUUCUCCGUUUGUCUUAUGCCAGUCAUUUGAAGGUCAUAGUGCGAGAUAUACAUAACCGUAAUUAUUCUAAUGAAAGCCCAGAAGGUAUUUGACUUCGGCGCACAAGUAUUCAUUACCUGUGAUAACGGUGGACUUUGUUUCCGAAACAUGGGAACAAGGUACCAGUCCUCAUAUACUACGGCUUUUGUGCAAGAAGUAUGUUUUCUUAUCGAAUAUUCUUAUCAUUAUUAUAUCAUUGGUCUCAAGUAUAUAUAGAAUAUUUGCCAUAUAUUGUGCUUUGUUGUUCACGUGUGUGUUAUUCCAUAUCAAUGUGAUAAAAGAAUGUCUUAUAGUAAGUACUGAAAAUGUGUCAUCCAGACAUUAUAUUAUAAAUGUGAUUGCCAUUGAUUCAGUGGGAUGUCUUGAUCCCAUGUGAAAUAAACACACAAUUACUCAGAUGGGAAGAUUGUGGUGAGUGAAUUGGGUUCAACACCGCUCUGAACAGAAUUAAGUAUUGUCAGUGAAUAGCUCUGAGUCAGUUAUAUGAAAGCUCGUCAGCUGAAUGUGGGACGAAUGUCUGAUGUCAUUCAGUUCAUAGAUGUUUAAUGUGAAAGACAAGCACACGGCUGACAAUUACGGCGAAUUGGGAUUCGAACCCAAGAUGAAAGGAUCUUGCACAGCGACUUGGGGAGCAUCAGACGACUGGGCACACAUAAGACUUUGGAAGGAUACUCCACCGGGUACUAGACCCCUUGACGAUGUCUGGUGUUAAUAGGUCCCCACCAACCUAUGCUUGUCGUACGAGGCGAAUUAAUGGAUCAGGUGGCCUGGCUCGUUGAUUUGGGUGAGAAUAGGUCAUCGUACCCAGGCGGCGUGGACCGUUACUCAUAACAUUGUUACCGGGUUUUUCUGACAUGACUCGAUUAUCUACAGGCUCCGUCAUACAGCUGAGAUAUUGCUAAGUGCGGCGUCACGACAAGUAACUAACAAACCACCACGAGGUAAUGACACAAUACGUGAAACCCAUUCUUGAUCUUCUUUUACCUGAUACUGUCGCGGUACUGCUUUCAGUGUGUAAACCGUUCGUUUCUUACUCAUGAAUGUAUCCACACAAACAAAUGUGAAUUUACAAAUCUUGUACGUUCA
Haliotis rufescens (red abalone) is the source of this 3187-nucleotide messenger RNA. RefSeq names its product serine/threonine-protein kinase Nek6-like. The record is from RefSeq and is a predicted model, not a curated record. The coding region runs from base 66 to 1616 and encodes 516 amino acids. Gene Ontology annotation, biological process: protein phosphorylation. Gene Ontology annotation, molecular function: ATP binding; protein kinase activity. NCBI's taxonomy places the organism in Eukaryota, Metazoa, Mollusca, Gastropoda, Lepetellida, Haliotidae. The transcript has 11 exons.